UGGGAUUUAGAUGCGAUUCGAGGGUGCAUUUUUUGUGUUAUUGUGGAUUAUGAGUAGAUAGGGUUUGUGAAUUCUUGAGUUUAAUUGGAGAAGAAGAAGAGAGGAAGAUGGGAAGGGUGAAAUUGAAGAUCAAGAGGUUGGAGAACUCCAGUGGAAGGCAAGUCACAUACUCCAAAAGGAGAGCUGGGAUCUUGAAAAAGGCGAAAGAGCUUUCGAUUUUGUGUGACAUAGACAUUGUGCUUCUAAUGUUUUCCCCAACUGGGAAGCCUACAUUGUGUCUCGGAGAGCGCAGCAACAUUGAGGAGGUCAUUGCAAAGUUUGCUCAAUUAACUCCUCAGGAGAGGGAAAAGAGAAAGCUCGAGAGCCUUGAAGCUUUGAAGAAGACAUUUAAGAAGCUAGAUCAUGACGUCAAUAUACAAGACUUUCUUGGAUCAAGCACUCAAACAGUUGAGGAACUGACUAAUCAUUUAAGAUUACUGCAAGCCCAAGUAUCAGAAGUGCAACAGAGGUUAAGCUACUGGACAGAUAUGGAAAAGAUUGAUAACAUAGAUCAUAUCAGGGCAAUGGAAGAAUCUCUCAAGGAAUCUCUCAACCGUGUUCGACUGCAUAAGGAAAAUUUUGCCAAGCAGCAAUUCAUCUCUCUCAAUUCCUCUAAUCAGCUUCAAAAUGACAUGUAUUUGUCCUAUGGAGUGUGUGGUGAACAGCAAAACUCAUCUAAUUUGUGGCUACAUAACAAUGACAGCCACCAGCUUAUUCUUCCAGAAGUGCCUCAUUUGCUGCCUCAAAGAGAAAUCGUAUGCUCAACAGAGACACCCCUUCAAAGUUAUCCUAACUACUUCAGCAGAGAAAAACAAGCAGAAGCCAAUGAGCAAAGACAAGGAGACUCUUUGCAUGGAUUAACCCAAAAUGAAUGCUUGAGCUUGCAACUAGGCGCGCAAUAUCCUUAUCAAUCAUAUGGAUUGAGUUUACUCGAAGACAAAAAGUACAAGCCCAAUGGAGAAAUUCACUUACAGGAAGGAGGGUUUGUAGAUUACCAUGUCAAUCAGUUCCAAACACCCGGAGUGGGAUUUGAUAACAAAAUUCAGAACUGGGCUUCUACAUCUGGGUCAUGCGGUGGUGCUAUGUUCGAUGAACACUCAUAUCAUCAGCAACCAAACCAGACAAUGUAAAUCACAUAAGUUCAUCACAUGAACUCUUCUCCGGCCAUCAUCGUUAUUCGAAACUACACAAAUCCAAGGAUUAUGCGAGCCGGAUUUUCUCACUGCUAACUCGACAAAAUAGAUCACAAUCACCAUACAUGUAUAGCAAGAGUUUUGUAAAUACAUUGUAGAUCAUUUUCUCCGCCUUCGUCAUGGCCAAUUUAUUAGUCAAAACAAAACAAAACAAAACAAAAAGGCACAUUCAAUGCUUUGUAAA
Messenger RNA from Dioscorea cayenensis subsp. rotundata (Guinea yam), 1416 nucleotides. RefSeq names its product agamous-like MADS-box protein AGL65. Gene Ontology annotation, biological process: regulation of transcription by RNA polymerase II. Gene Ontology annotation, molecular function: DNA-binding transcription factor activity, RNA polymerase II-specific; RNA polymerase II cis-regulatory region sequence-specific DNA binding; protein dimerization activity. The transcript has 11 exons. NCBI's taxonomy places the organism in Eukaryota, Viridiplantae, Streptophyta, Magnoliopsida, Dioscoreales, Dioscoreaceae. The record is from RefSeq and is a predicted model, not a curated record. Bases 108 to 1169 code for a protein of 353 amino acids.